GACCGGCGCAGCUGUAGAAAAGCCAGCGCGGGCGGGCGGCUCGGCGCGGCCUCCACGCACGCCAGAAACAGCGAGCCGAGCCACCGGAGCCGAUGGGCAAGCGCGGCAGCCUCGACGGGGGCUCGUCGGCCGACGACGUGGAGGCGCCGCUGCUGCUCGGAGCCGGCGACGGGGAGCGGCCGGCGGCGUGGGUGCGCGCGCUGCUCGCGCACGGGUACCCGGCGGUGGCGUCGGGCCCCGCGGCGUGCGCGGCGGUGUGCGCGCUCGUCGACCUCGGCGGGGCCCACCGCGGCGCGCGCAACAUGCUCGCCGUGCUCGCGUGGGUGUUCCUCUGGUGGGUCACCGGAGCCGUGCCGCUGGCGGUCGCGUCCAUGGCGCCGCUCUUCCUCUUCCCGCUCUUCGGCGUCGCCGGCGCCGACGCCGUCGCCAAGGCCUACAUGGACGACGUCAUCUCGCUCGUCCUCGGCAGCUUCAUCCUCGCGCUCGCCAUCGAGCACUACCAAAUCCACCGCCGCCUGGCCCUCAACAUCACGUCGCUGUUCUGCGGGGACCCGGUGCGGCCGCCGCUGCUGCUGCUGGGCAUCACCGGCACCACCUUCUUCCUCAGCAUGUGGAUCCACAACACGGCGUGCACGGUCAUGAUGAUGCCAGUGGCGACGGGGAUCCUGCAGAGGCUCCCGCGGGGCGGCGACGGCGCCGAGGAGACCGGAUGCCAGGAGGAGGAGGUGCGCCGGUUCUCCAAGGCGGUGGUGCUCGGCGUGGUGUACGCGUCGGCCAUCGGAGGGAUGGCGACGCUGACUGGCACCGGCGUCAACAUCAUCCUGGUCGGGAUGUGGUCCACCUACUACCCCGAGCAGGAGCCCAUCACCUUCAGCUCCUGGAUGUCCUUCGGGCUGCCCAUGGCGCUGAUCAUCUUCUUCACGCUCUGGGUCACCCUCUGCCUCAUGUACUGCACCAAGAACACUGGCAAGGCACUCUCUGCUUACCUGGACAGAAGCCAUCUGAGAAGAGAGCUUACCUUGUUAGGUCCAAUGGCUUUUGCAGAGAAGAUGGUCUUGGCUGUGUUUGGGGGUCUAAUUGUGCUAUGGAUGACCAGGACCCUGACAGAUGACAUACCAGGGUGGGGAGCUCUCUUCCACAACAACGUUGGAGACGGAACAGUCACUAUCAUGAUGGCUACACUGCUCUUCAUAAUCCCAAGCGGAAAGAACAAUGGCGAGAGACUGAUGGACUGGAACAAGUGCAGGAAGCUCCAGUGGGACAUUAUCCUCCUCCUCGGUGCAGGCUUCGCCGUUGCUGACGGCUUCAGCUCAAGUGGCCUGACUGAUAUCCUCUCUGACGGGCUCAGGUUCCUGAAGGACGCACCGACGAUGGUCAUUGUUCCUGUGGCCUGCAUUGUCAGUGCGGUCAUCACAGAGUUCACGUCUGACGAUGCAACCACGACGCUGGUGCUGCCUCUGUUCGCUGAGUUGGCGAAGUCUAUCAAUGUGCACCCAGCAUUGCUUAUGAUUUCUGGAGCAGUUGGGGCUCAGCUGUCAUACUUGUUGCCCACCGGAUCACCGUCAAACGUUGUUGGGUUCAGUAGUGGCCACAUUACCAUCAAGGAUCUUGUUGUCACCGGGAUGCCCCUGAAGAUUGUCGGAAUCGCAUCUUUGACAAUCUUGCUGCCAAGUUUAGGACCACACAUUUUUGGCAUAGACAGCAGGUCCUAGGAUCACGAAUGCAGGUUUUGGGAGUUCAUCUCUCCUGGUCCAGCAGUAUAUUUGUACAGUGGUUUCCUUAUAUCAUACCUGUGCCCUAUUUGAGGCCAUGGGGGUAAUACUCUCUGAUUUGUACAAGAGUUAGUAUUAAGAUUAUGUAUGCAGCCACUAUGUGAAUAUAUAGCUGAAAUGUACCGAUUUGAUCAGUAUUUCUGCUUGCAGAGUGCAAGGAUGUCCAGUAGCUAUAUUAAGAAUUUUCAGCAAUCUGAGGAAAUAGGUUCUUAUAUGCCUUAUGCAACUGAAACGUUUUCCUUGCUAACCAGCGAUUGCAGCUGGUCAUACAUUGUAAAAACUUAUCCAUCAUAUUGGUGUGGUAAACAAUCAGUCAAGUAUUAUUCA
This is a messenger RNA of Panicum virgatum (switchgrass), 2099 nucleotides long. Its product is annotated as tonoplast dicarboxylate transporter-like. The record is from RefSeq and is a predicted model, not a curated record. Gene Ontology annotation, cellular component: membrane. Gene Ontology annotation, biological process: monoatomic anion transmembrane transport. Gene Ontology annotation, molecular function: transmembrane transporter activity. The coding region runs from base 93 to 1712 and encodes 539 amino acids. NCBI's taxonomy places the organism in Eukaryota, Viridiplantae, Streptophyta, Magnoliopsida, Poales, Poaceae. The transcript is spliced from 6 exons.